Messenger RNA from Sphaeramia orbicularis (orbiculate cardinalfish), 4150 nucleotides. It is a transcript of the gene igf1, whose product is annotated as insulin-like growth factor 1. The record is from RefSeq and is a predicted model, not a curated record. Gene Ontology annotation, cellular component: extracellular region. NCBI's taxonomy places the organism in Eukaryota, Metazoa, Chordata, Actinopteri, Kurtiformes, Apogonidae. Gene Ontology annotation, biological process: cell population proliferation; positive regulation of cell population proliferation; regulation of protein phosphorylation. Gene Ontology annotation, molecular function: growth factor activity; hormone activity; insulin-like growth factor receptor binding. The coding region runs from base 320 to 880 and encodes 186 amino acids. The transcript has 5 exons.
GAAAAAAAGAGAAAUGACGUUAUUUGAAUAUGUGCCCAAAAUCCUUAAUGAAUAACUUUGGACGAGUAGGAGGCAAAUGCUGCCCCAGCUGUUUCCUGUUGAAAAUGUCUGUGUAAUGUAGAUAAAUGUGAGGGAUUUUCUCUCUAAAUCCGUCUCCUGUUCGCUAAAUCUCACUUCUCCAAAACGAGCCUGCGCAAUGGAACAAAGUCAGAAUAUUGAGAUGUGACAUUGCCCGCAUCUCAUCCUCUUUCUCCCCGUUUUUUAAUGACUUCAAACAAGUUCAUUUUCGCCGGGCUUUGUCUUGCGGAGACCCGUGGGGAUGUCUAGCGCUCUUUCCUUUCAGUGGCAUUUAUGUGAUGUCUUCAAGAGUGCGAUGUGCUGUAUCUCCUGUAGCCACACCCUCUCACUACUGCUGUGCGUCCUCACCCUGACUCCGACGGCAACAGGGGCGGGGCCAGAGACCCUGUGCGGGGCGGAGCUGGUCGACACGCUGCAGUUUGUGUGUGGAGAUAGAGGCUUUUAUUUCAGUAAACCAGCAGGCUAUGGCCCCAACGCACGCCGGUCACGUGGCAUUGUGGAUGAGUGUUGCUUCCAAAGCUGUGAGCUGCGGCGCCUGGAGAUGUACUGUGCACCUGCCAAGACUAGCAAGCCACCCCGCUCUGUGCGUGCACAGCGCCACACAGACAUGCCGAGAGCACCUAAGGUUAGUACUGCAGGGCACAAAGUGGACAAGGGCACAGAGCGUAGGACAGCACAGCAGCCAGACAAGACAAAAAACAAAAAGAGACCUUUACAUGGACAUAGUCAUUCAUCCUUUAAGGAGGUGCAUCAGAAAAAUUCAAGUCGAGGCAACACAGGGGGCAGAAAUUACAGAAUGUAGAGAAGGAGCGAAUGGACAAAAUGCCCGGCGACUUGAGAAAAGAGAAGGGAGCGGCCUUACCUGGUACCCCUGUGGAAUGGUUCACUGUAAAACAAAAGAAAGAGGAUAUAACAGUGGUCCAAAAAAGCUCUUCAAAAUGAGCUAAGAGUUGUUAAAGGGUUUGACGAGGGAUCUUGUGAUUAUUUUAUACACUGCACCAUUCCAUAUCGGGAGGAAUUCUUUGUUAACGCAAUGUAACAGACUAGUUUAGCUGCUGAGACACGAACAAGAGCUUAUUAUACCUCCAUGUGUGAGCUGCAGCAUCACCUGGCUCCAGGAAGGUGGGAACGGAUCUGGGCUUCAGCCAAUCACAGAGCAGCAGAGUGUGUAUGUGAAUCAGUGGUCCAUCCUGUCCCCUGAACUUUGUGGAGGUAAAUCCUGUAACUCUGACAGUGGAUUCAUUUACUCCUUUGGUAAGACAGGAUACUUUGUCACCGGUCACAUGUUACUAUCCCAGUCAGAAUCUCAUCUUACCUUUAGAGUACAAAUGAUUUAUGCACCAUGCAUUACUGGGGAUAUUUUUAAAAAGUAAAAACAAGGUUUGUUUUACAGACGAGACGUGGUGGUUCAUUGUAGGGCACGAAACACAGUUGUUGUUAUUUUACCUUGAGCCCAAAUGGAAUCCCUACAUUUGAAUGAUUAAAUUCAAGUCAGGGUUCUUCUGUCUAAAUGGAGUCCCUAGCAGGUUUGAGUCUGAUCCAAAUCCCUCAUAAGCCUCAGGAAGUGUGGAUAACCUGAGGACUGUGCAUACAAUCCAAACACUUCUGUAACAACAGAGCAAGCACCAUUACAGGGGAUUUUAUUAAAGGUGGGAAGUGCAGGACUACAAAAAUAAGACUGUGCUUUUGCUUGUUUUUGAAAGCAGUAGAACAUAUUAACCAGGAGCAAAAUUGAAUUAAGGUUUUUUGGCCAGUCACUGAUGCAUGUUUGAUUGUCAAAAUGGGUCAUUCAGUGGAUCCAAAGUGCAUUUGGCAUAAAUCAGUGGAAUAAGUCAAAAACCAACAAUCAGGCAAAAGGUCUGUUUUCUGCAUCCUUUCCGCUUGUCAGCACUAUUGCCAAAACUUUUUUUUUUACCCACCAGUGAUCAACAUCUGAAUCUGAGCAGAGGCCUGUGUUUAAGUUUGUUUGAGUCAUGAAGAUCUAGUCACAGGAAGUCGGCUCUUCAAAUAACCCACCAGAAUCAGCUAAAGCCAGUAACAUAGUAUCUUGGCAAAUAUCUUUAUGUUUUCUUUCAAAACUAACAGUUAAGCUACGUUAAAAUGUUCGUAAGUCUGUCAAUACUGAAGCCUAAAGCAAGACAGGGGGGCUCUAACAAUAGCCAAAUAGAUGAGAAAGUUUAAUGAUUGAACAGGCUUGGCCUGUGAUUUAUUUAGCGAGUCUCAUAACUUUGGUACUGCAGUUUUCACAUGGACUGCAUUGCCUGCUAAUAUGGCAACUGCAAUAAAUCUUGACAACACCUGUGGCAAAGUCCACCAGUUUAAACGAUUUGGUAAAUAUUGCAAACCAAAAUUACAUGUACUCCAGAGAUGUGAGACACUACACAGUCCAUCAGUAAACACACACAUGCAAAGUGCCCACAAUCUAAAUAGCAGUUGUGUAACUGAGCAAUGAUCACGUACACACAAUAUCUCUAUCAAAUUCUGAGAACAUCUUGCAUGUGCACUGACAGUAAUGGCUGUUUGUACAAGCCCCCAUGCAGAUAUACAGUCGUGCUAUUGCAUAAAGCCCUGAGACAUCUUUUCUCUGGCUCUGCCUCCUCUGUCUGUGUAUAAUCAAACAGUACUCCCAUUUAUGUUAACCUAUGCAUUACUAUCAUUCAUUGUACAUGAUGGUUUCAUAUAACAAAACUGUAUUAAGAAUCCUAUCCACUGUAUAAUGGUGCUAUUUUGUAGUUUGUUACUUGCAAGAAAUGGCUAAGACAGACAUAUGGCAGGGCUUAUAUUGGAGGUCUUCCCUUUUGCACAGCCUUGUGGCCACCAUUUAAUAGUGUUUUUAUUUGUAAGCUGUUUCAAUAAGGUAGUAGUGUAAGCGAGUAAAUGUAUCUGUGUGAAAUCUGUGAAUGCAUGGAGAAAAAAAAUAAAAUACCAUGUUAUGGUCCCAAGAAGGCAAAAUGCUAUUUUUUCUACUGUUUUUAAAUUAUUUUCUCAAUAUAGAUCCCUUAUGCCAAAAAAAAAAAAAAAAAAAAAAAAAAAAAACUUGACAAAAGUACUGUGAACUGUGAUUCUUCCAAUUGUAUUGAGAUUGUUAAAAGUCAUGGUAUGCUUUUGUCUGUCCUGAGAUGUAUGUGUACAUGCAUCUCACUCGAAGCUAAGGUGUUGACCAUUUAAAAUCACUUAAAGCGAGACUACGUAACUUUUACUAAAAAGGAAACUCUGUGAACACAAAUGGUAAUUGCAGUAUAAUAGAACAUUAAAACUAAAUGUAAAUUUAAGCAUAUUUAAACAGACAAUUGCUUUAAAACACGAUUAUAAUAAUCUGAAGUAUGCUAUAACAUAGCUUAAUGUUGCAAAAAGUAGCACAGAGCCCAAAAAGUUGCAAUUCAUUGCAAGCUAAAGGUUGCUAAAAUUAGCUAGCAUAUAAUACAUAUCGUACAGGAACACUUAUAGCAGCAAUGGCAUGUUUAUCACACUUGUGUUUUUAAAAGUUACAUGGUCUCACUUUAAGAAUAAGCCAGGAGUUUUAAUUUACUUUGUUCAAAAGAUUUCUUAGCAGCUCUCUGGAGUAAAUCAUGUUUUCUCAACGUGUUUUUUUAAUCUAUAAUACUCAAGGUUUUCAAAUGGGAAUUUGAAUUUUGUGCUUUUAUGUCUGUUCUUGCAAAUUUUCUCAUCAGUCCACCUGGUGACUGGAAUGAGAAAACAUCACUAGGUCUUCAGAUGUACUAUACAAAACCAAAGACUUUGAUGAGAAUAAGCUUCACUCAGCAAUGUUAUGUCAUGAAGUAAAGUUAUGACCAAUUCAUUAAAUAUUAAGUGAUGCCAUCCCUGUCUGAACUGCACUGCAGCUACAAUUCGCCCUUCACACACUGUCUCUGGUACCUGAAAUACAGCUUGUGUAAUAAAUAGUAAUGUGAGCUGAAGUGAAGUUUGUUAUUAUAUGUGUUAUAUUUGGAGCAGCAGUGAAGAAAGCCACAGCAACCAAGUUCAAACCGUCUCACUAGGAAUCAUUCAGACAUUUUUGUUUGUCAUUUGUGUGAAAUAAUGAAUAAAGUUGAAAAUGUGGGAGUUAAUGAGA